Molecule: messenger RNA, 2184 nt
Organism: Strigops habroptila (Kakapo)
Lineage: Eukaryota; Metazoa; Chordata; Aves; Psittaciformes; Psittacidae
Gene: POU6F2
Product: POU class 6 homeobox 2
Exons: 10
Coding region: 1-2088 (695 amino acids)
Biological process (GO): regulation of transcription by RNA polymerase II
Molecular function (GO): DNA-binding transcription factor activity, RNA polymerase II-specific; RNA polymerase II cis-regulatory region sequence-specific DNA binding
Source: RefSeq, a predicted model, not a curated record
AUGCAUGCCAGAAACCCCCAUUCUCCUUUUCAAAGACUACAUAUGAUGGAUUGCGAUCUUUCAGCUCAGCAGGACACAGGGACCAUGCAAGCUGUAAUUGGUCAGGAUCCAAUGAUAGCUGGACAAGUCAGUAAGCCCUUGCUGUCACUGCAGAGUGAAAUGAAUGCAGAGUUGAGAGGUGAGGACAAGGCAGCUACUUCAGACAACGAGCUGAAUGAGCCCCUGCUUGCGCCUGUGGAAUCAAAUGACAGCGAGGACACUCCCAGCAAGCUCUUCGAGGCCAGAGGAAACACAGUGCUGCCUGACACGAGCCCAGCAGACCAGCACCAACCCAGUCAGUCCCAUCCUGCAUUCCCUGUUGGGCCUCAGCCACUCCUGACAGCCCAACAGUUAGCCUCAGCAGUAGCGGGGGUGAUGCCAGGAGGCACUCCAGCCCUGAAUCAGCCGAUCCUUAUUCCUUUCAACAUGGCUGGGCAGCUGGGGGGCCAACAAGGACUCGUCCUAACUCUACCCACCGCGAAUCUCACCAACAUCCAAGGGCUGGUAGCAGCAGCUGCAGCAGGAGGCAUCAUGACUUUGCCAUUGCAAAAUCUACAAGCUACCUCAUCCCUGAACUCCCAGCUUCAACAGCUUCAGCAUCUUCAGCAGCUUCAGCAUCAACAGCAGCAGCAGCAAAGCCAGCAGCAGCAGCAAGGUCAGCAGGCACAGACUCCACAGCCACCCCAGCAGCCACAGCCACAGCCGUCAGCACCACCGCAGCAGAACCAAACGCAGUCCCAGAGCCAGAGCCAGCCGCCUCUGGCCCCACAGUCCUCCAGCUCCCCUCAGAAACCCAGCCAGUCACCAGGGCAUGGCCUUCCAUCUCCUCUUACUUCACCAAAUCCGUUGCAGCUGGUUAAUAAUCCACUAGCAAGUCAAGCAGCAGCGGCUGCAGCAGCAGCAGCCAUGGGCUCAAUAGCGAGCUCCCAGGCCUUUGGCAAUGCCCUCUCCAGUCUUCAGGGGGUCACAGGUCAACUCGUCACUAAUGCACAAGGACAGAUUAUUGGAACAAUCCCACUGAUGCCUAACCCAGUCCCCUCCAGCCACGCGGCAGGUGGAGCUCAGGGACUUCAGGUGCAGCCGAUAACUCCACAGUUAUUGACCAAUGCCCAGGGUCAGAUCAUCGCUACCGUCAUCGGCAACCAGAUACUCCCAGUGAUCAAUACCCAGGGAAUAACACUAUCACCGCUCAAACCAGGCCAGCAGCUCCAUCAGCCCUCCCAGACGCAAGUGGGACAAGCAGCCUCACAAUCCAAUCUUCUGCAUUUGGCUCACAGUCAAGCAUCUAUGUCUCAAAGCCCAGUGCGUCAGGCUUCCUCUUCUUCCUCCUCAUCCUCCUCCUCUUCAGCUUUGAGUGUUGGCCAGUUAGUCAGCAAUCCUCAGACAGCCACGGGAGAGGUGGAUGGGGUGAAUCUGGAAGAAAUCCGAGAGUUUGCCAAAGCUUUUAAAAUCCGGCGCCUGUCCCUUGGCCUGACGCAGACUCAAGUUGGCCAAGCCCUAAGCGCCACAGAAGGCCCAGCCUAUAGCCAGUCUGCCAUCUGCAGACACACCAUCCUGAGAAGCCACUUUUUCCUACCACAGGAAGCCCAAGAGAACACUAUAGCUAGCAGUCUGACAGCCAAACUGAACCCUGGCCUUUUGUAUCCUGCCAGGUUUGAAAAGCUGGACAUCACCCCUAAAAGUGCCCAGAAGAUAAAGCCGGUGCUUGAGCGGUGGAUGGCUGAGGCUGAGGCCCGCCAUCGAGCAGGUAUGCAGAACCUUACCGAGUUUAUUGGAAGCGAACCAUCCAAAAAGCGCAAGAGGCGCACCUCAUUCACGCCACAAGCCCUUGAAAUCUUGAAUGCCCACUUUGAGAAGAACACGCACCCCUCUGGGCAAGAAAUGACAGAGAUUGCAGAGAAACUGAACUAUGACCGGGAAGUAGUUAGAGUUUGGUUCUGCAAUAAGAGGCAAGCACUGAAGAACACAAUUAAACGUUUGAAACAACACGAGCCCGCGACGGCAGUUCCUAUGGAGCCUUUAACAGACUCUCUGGAAGAAAACUCCUAAAAACAAAACUAAACCAAACCACACACAAAACAAAACCCCUGCACCAACAGAAACGUAACCAUUUGAACUCUGUGAAAAUACCUGUUCAUCACCCUU